Hippocampus zosterae (dwarf seahorse) is the source of this 4600-nucleotide messenger RNA. It is a transcript of the gene gprc5bb, whose product is annotated as G protein-coupled receptor, class C, group 5, member Bb. The record is from RefSeq and is a predicted model, not a curated record. NCBI's taxonomy places the organism in Eukaryota, Metazoa, Chordata, Actinopteri, Syngnathiformes, Syngnathidae. Bases 1224 to 2495 code for a protein of 423 amino acids. Gene Ontology annotation, cellular component: plasma membrane; signaling receptor complex; extracellular exosome. Gene Ontology annotation, biological process: G protein-coupled receptor signaling pathway. The transcript has 4 exons. Gene Ontology annotation, molecular function: protein kinase binding; G protein-coupled receptor activity; protein kinase activator activity.
GCACUUCUCACUUUGUUCAAUUUGCUUCUUCAUCAGUCUUGUUACGUUCAUGCCUGACACAUUAGUAAGCAUUUACUGGAUGAGACUACCGCUCUUCUUUCCUUACACGUGUUUGUUUGUUUGUUUGUCUCAGAGUGUAUUUGUGUACCGCAAGCCAGCUUUGGCUUCUCUCGUAUCUGACUAUAAUCCGUCACUGAUAUAGUAUCUGCCAGCAACUGUCUCUUCCACACUGAUCCAAAGUGGCUUGAUUGCCAAGUUCCAUGGCUCCUGCUGAUUGUCAUGGCCCCUUUCAGAUUCUCCAUCUCCAGAUGGACAUGAGCGCAUGUCCAAGGCAGGAGAUUAGUCCACCCUAAAGGGAGUCUUGGCUGAAUGAUAAACUGUUAUGUAACAUUUCCUCCAAGGAUGGCCACGUGGGCUCAGAGCACGGACCAUCUUCCUUCAUCUACCCAAAUCCCCUCCCCAACCACGACAGUGAUUGGGCACUUAAUGGCCACUUAAUUGUAACAUGAACGAUUUGCCAAUAGUUGUUUGUUUUAAUCCACUGUGGCGUCACCAAAAAAAUGGAAGGAUGAACAGGCAGCCAUCCCUCUUCAGCGAUGAUUCAGCGUGAAGAUGAACGCUGUGAAGUAGGAGUGGGGAAAUAACACAAAGUUUGGAAAAAAAAACAACCUUGGGUGUGAAGUGGCGUGCUCAUUAUUUCCUGGUUGGAUGUGUGCACCAGCAGUCCCUGCUUCCCCCUACGUGGGUGAGCUCCGACAAAGCUGGGAUUGCAUCUCUGUUGACACCUCCGCACAGUCAACAUGGAGCAGGGAGAGAGAAACAUGCAGACCGAGUAGUGACCGGGAUGAGAAGACGACAGUGGUUGCUAGAGAGAGACGAAGAGACACGUUCAAAACAAGGAGAGAGAGUGAAAGGGAGACAAAUGAGACAUUUGAAAAUGAGGCAGAAGUACUCGAGUACUAAAUAACUGAUCAGUGUUUGGGGGGGUUUUGGUUUUUUUUGUUUUGUUUUUUUAAAGGGGAUGUGUCAGAGCAGCACAGGACCCAAAACAACUUAAAGGACGUUUUGAAAGGCAACAUGGACUCUGUUGGGUUGUCGCAAACCUGAAGAUUUGAAGUGGGAUUAUUCAAUCAAAUUAGACGAAUUCUCCAAAUGACGACAUGAAGAAUUUGAUGCCUAUCCAUUAUCCUUAAUUAAGAAUUGAAACUGCCAAGCUAUCAAAGAUGGCUGUCAACAGUUUCCCCAUCUUCCUCCUGCUACUGAUCGGCUCUUGCACAUCGCACCCGUCGCCUCCUCCUCCACUGGGAUGUAGCGAGCAUGUGGAGCCCUCUUACCGAGUGCUGUGUGACCUGGAGUCGGUGUGGGGCGUUGUUUUGGAGGCGGUGGCCUGCAGCGGGGGCCUCACCUCUCUAAUCCUCGCUACGCUCCUUCUCAUCAAGCUUCGCUCGAUUUCAGACCCGGCCAGGCGUUCUGGCGUGGGACCCCUUCUGCUGCUCCUGGGAACACUCCUUGGGAUAUUCCCCAUCUCUCUGGCGUUCCUGGUGGGAAAGAACCAGGUCCUCUGUGUGGUUCGCAGGGCCUUCUGGGGUCCCCUCUUUGCACUUUGCUUCUCGAGCUUGCUGGUCCAGGGCCUGAGGCUCAGGAGAUUGGUGGCUGGGAAGACGAGCCCAUCGGGAAGCACGCUGGCUGCACUGGGCUUGGCAUUGGCCUUGGUUCAGGGGAUCAUUUCUGCUGAAUGGGUCCUCCUCACUGUCGUCAGGGAGGGUCAUCCGGCUUGCGAGUAUCCGCCUUUGGACUUUGCUCUGACAUGCAGCUACACCUUAGGGCUGCUCCUCAUAGCCAUGGGGCUCUCUCUAGGGGUAGUACUGUGUGGGGGGGAACUGGUGGUAGACGCGGCUCGUGAAAGUGACGAGGAUAGGGAAGAAGAGGGUGACAAAAGGAGAUGGAAGUGUAAUGCGGUCUGGCUUUUCCUGGCAAGUCUGGCGUCAGCGUUGCUUUGGGUGGCCUGGCUUGGCUUUUAUCUCUAUGGGAGUCAAGCAAUAAGGAUCAGGGGGAAAGUGGGGAGGUCGGGAGGAGGAGCGGGAAAGGUGGAGGACCGUCUGCUGGACGAGCCAGCUCUGGCGGUAGCCCUGGUGGUGCAGGGCUGGAUCCUUCUGCUGUUCCACGGCAUUCCAGAGAGCCACCUCUGUCUCUGGAACCGUUCACAAUGCGGCAGGCAAGAUUUCUUUGACACCAAUGAGACAACGCCUCCUCCACAUUUCAGAGAUGAGCUCCCGGCGCACUCUCACCAACCCUUCCAGGAAAACCAGGCCUUUUCGAUGGAGGAGCACGGUGCAAGUCUCCGAAGUGGAAACUACAAGGGAGGUCACGGGAGUGUUCGCCCUGGCAUCGCAUUCAGAGGUCACGUGUACCAACCAACUGAGAUGGCUCUUGUUAUGAAUGGCGGUACGAUGCCCACUGCCCCGAUUAACUACACUGGAAGACGACUGUGGUAAUGCAGUAAUGGGUCACAAUGAAUGGUCCUUUAUUUCCUGAUGCCUGACAAGGAGUAAUAAUUUAAAAAGACAUAACAUAUCAUACAGGGUGGACUGACAACAGCUCAAUACAUUUCAUGUUUGUGCAUACGUGUUGGAAUUCUUCAUUUUGAGAGUUUGUUGCAGUUUUCUCAAAACGAAAGGAUUGGAAAUGACAGCGAUGCUACAGUUGAGUACAUUUUGCGGGUAUGAAUACUAGUUACAGUGCUUUGAUAUUAUCAACGCGUAGAUGUCUGUAUGAAUAUGUAAAUAAGCUAACAGGAUGUGUUUGAAGUGGGCUGACAAUGUCUGGGGUGGAAGAUUACUCAAACCUUCAGGAUAUGAAUUCACAGCACAUCCGUACAAAAGCUUGCUUUGUCUCAGAAUUUUCUCGCCAUUUGGCUCUUCCAUGAAGAGUGUUACAGGAUGUUAUCUGAGCCACAUUGCAGAGAGUUGGUCCAUUCUGCCUGAAAUCUUGCAUCAUGUGCACAUGAAUGUAAUAGAAAGUCCAUGGGCAACCUAAAAAGCCAUUUACCGAAGCACUCAAAAGUGAAAUCAUUAGGUACGUCCUUUACCUGCUGUAAUCUAGUAAGGACCAGAACAAGAGCAGAGACUUUAUUCUUCAGUGAAGUGGUUAAAUACCGUACCGAAAUUAUUAUAAACACAGUUCAAUAUGAUGCAAUUUAGCUUUACAGUAAAAUAACAUAAAUAUGCAUAUUGUUAAACAAAUACUUCUCUUACAGUGUUAUUCAAAACAGAAUAUUAUUCAGACAUUCUCAGACCCUCGUGGGAUACAACGGAUCGGAAAGUGGAUGGGUGGAUGUUUCUCAGAUGUCAAAACUUGUCAUUGACAGAGUUACAUUAUAAAUAUAUGAUGUACAGAAUGAGUUUGACAGAAACAAAUCCAAUCUUUUUCAACUUCAUUUAAAAUAAAAAGUUUCUCCACAUAAGCGUGUGUCCACAGACACGGGCGCAAAUAUUGCCUUUAGCCCAAACUUUAUUCUGUUACACACGAUGGAUUUAAUAACACGUGUAAUGUGUAAUGUAGAACCUGACAAUCUGCCAUUAUUGUACUCCUGAAAAUACAGUACCGGGACUGACCGAAUUCGACCACGCCCACGUGACAACUGACUCACCAAUCUUUGGUCAUCUCGGCAGUUUAUAGGAUUGAAAGCAAUCACGGCGCCAUCUAGCGGACAAAUGGUGAUCCAACAUAGCAUCGGCGGACCAGUUCAUCAGCCGGGCCUUACAAAUUGUUUGGUCAUUUAUCUAAGACGCGACGUAACACGACAGGAUGAACAGUUGAAUUCUCUUCACUUAGACAGCAUAAAGUACAAUCAACCUGCAUUACCUGUACAUCAGUACAUUUUUGUGCCAUGACAUAUUUGUAACUUAAAAUGGGUGCUUUGGCUCAACGAUGCCUGUGAAACGCUGCGUUACAUUUUGCAAGUGUACCUAAUGAUGUGACAAUGAGUGGAAAUAUAUGUGAUACAGUACAAGGUUUAAAAUACCUUGGAAGCUGUUAUUUGCACUUUAUGAGAGCUAAUAUGGCCUCUGCGUGGUAAUAUAUGACAUGUAUUAUAUUGUAAAAGUUAACAUAUUUUGAUAUUUUGUCAGUAAGAUUUUAUUUUGUGUUUUCUAGGAUUUCUAUGUCCAUAUUGAAUUUGUUUGCUUUUUGAGUGUUGCUGUAGUGUAUUAUGGCAAUGUGGUUCUUACAUUUUUUUGGAAGAAUGAGAAGGUGGAGGAGGGGGGUGUGUGGGAGACUUGUUUGCAAAUCUAAUUGGUCUUCAGUACAUGCAGUCUGUUUAAUUCAGGCAUCAUAUUAUUGAAUAAGGUAUGACUAAAAAUGUUCAAAAUUGAUGUGGGUGUACAAAUUCUAAUCAAGUGUCCCAUUUUGCACCAAAUCGGACUCUCUGAUAAAUUAACGUAAGUUUGUAAUAAUUGUAAGUUUUCUGCAACAUUGCUUUUGUUAGUGAAAUGUAUGCUCCAAUUUUGUAUCCUGCACAUCUUAAACUGACAUUUUACAUUGUUAUGUAAUGUGUUAAUAUAAAUUACUUUUAAUAAAGUGUGUCCUAAAAUGUGAAAAA